GGGUGCCCGUGGAUGAUGAGAGACAGCGGCGGAAGCUUGGCACAGAACCGCUGGCAGGGGGAAUUGGCACUUGCUGUGGGCCAGGAGGGCAGUGGGGGCGGGGGAAUGCCCGGGGGGCAUCUUAUGGACCCCAGCUCCCCUCCCAAUGCCCCCAGUCCUAUGCACCUCAAACUGGGCCACAAAGAGAGAGUGUGGGGAGAUGAAUACAUGGAGCAAGAGGCGAUAGAGGAAGACGGAUACGAAGAUGAAGACGAAGAGGGAAGAAUAGAUUUCGAGCAGGCUCCUUUGGAGGAGGAUGAUGACGGAAUGGAGGACUGGCAAGUUCCACAUCCCUUCCUUCCAACAUCCUUAGGAGAGCAGCAGCAUCAGCACCACCUGACUCUGCAGGAGGAUCGGGCCGAACACGAAGCGGAGGACUCACCUGAGAGCCCUCUGCGAGUCAGGCUGCGCGGGCUCCGACAGCGGCGGAUGAAGCGCUGGAGAAGACUCCGCGCGCACGCCGGGUUGCGGUUCCGUCUGGCCCAGAACUGGAGGACGUGGCGCCAGCGUGCACAGUGGGUCGGCUCCCUCGGACACGGGAAGGCAAGGCGGUGGCGCCAGUACGGUCUCUACGGAAACAAGCAGAGACGGCACGGCAGCCUGAACAGCCCGCGGUUAGGGACCGCUACAGUCAGCAAACCUGAGACAGAAUCCCGAUUAUGCGGUGUGAACGGUUACCGAGGUGAUUCGCAGUCCAGUUCAUCCGUCAGCACGGGGGAAACCGGAGGACGAAACUUCUUCUCCAUGCGUGAGAAGCCCAACAACCAGCCCAUGGAAAUGGCCCUCAGAGAGGAGCACAUAACAUGUGUCCAUGGGAUUUUGGACGAGGCCCUCCAGCAGUACGGAAGCCUGAUCCCCAUCCAUGCUGACGACAUCGUGGAGCGUCUUCAGGACAUCUUCAGCGAGAACUUCUCACAGCCUCACAGGAAAGCAGUGGUUCAACACCUAAUCCAGUCCUACCAGAGGACAUCGGGCCCUGCCAUGGUGCGAGGGUUCCGUGUAAACUACAAACGCCAUGUCCUCACGAUGGAUGAUCUUAGCACCCUCUAUGGACAGAACUGGCUGAACGAUCAGGUUAUGAACAUGUAUGGUGAUCUAGUGAUGGACUCUGUGCCUGAAAAGGUUCAUUUCUUCAACAGUUUCUUCUAUGAUAAGCUGAGGACAAAAGGCUACGAGGGAGUCAAACGGUGGACAAAAAAUGUGGACAUCUUCCAGAAAGAUCUUCUGCUGAUUCCCAUUCACCUAGAGGUUCACUGGUCGCUGGUGUCCGUGGACAUCAAACGCCAUGCCAUCACCUACUUCGACUCCCAGCGAACCCUAAACCGACGCUGCCCCAAACAUAUUGCAAAAUACCUCCAGGCAGAAGCUGUCAAGAAAGAGCAAAAAGAUUUCAUGACAGGGUGGAGAGGGUUUUUUAAAAUGAAUGUGGCCAGACAGAACAAUGACAGUGAUUGUGGGGCAUUUGUCCUCCAGUACUGCAAGUGUCUGGCUUUGGGACAGCCCUUCAGCUUCAGCCAACAGGACAUGCCCAAACUGAGGAGACUCAUGUACAAAGAACUGUGUCACUGCAAGCUCUCACUGUGAUGUCCGUGGGAGCAGUACUGCAGUCAGGAGGAAGGAGGGGGGAAAAAAAAAAAAAGAAAGGAAAAAAAAAAAAACUCUCCAAAUGUUAACAUCUGUCAAACAUCCCAGAGAGACUUUAUACUGAGGAUAUUGUAUCCUUGUGUCAUUACACCCAUCCAUACUUUUUUUUUUUUUUUGUACACAUUUUGUGUCGUUUUGUACUUUUGUUUCCUUGUGGUUGACAAAGGCCAACUCUGCCAUGACGGUUACCAUCUUGAUGCAUUGCAUUAUGGGGACAUGUUAGAACCUGGGGGGAGUGGCGUCGGACCCAUCCCUGAAACAACCUGAAUAGAGAAUCUUGGGAAUGAGCUAUGAUUUUCUGGGGAGUUUUUUUUUUCCAGGUUCUGUUUGCCAUGUGUCCACAAAUGUGUUGAUAUAGUUUUCAUCAACGGUGUCAGGAAGAGAAGGACUUUGUUUUAGUUUUAUUUUUGAAUAAAUCAUGUCUUACAGAA
Messenger RNA from Chanos chanos (milkfish), 2114 nucleotides. RefSeq names its product SUMO specific peptidase 3b (gene senp3b). NCBI's taxonomy places the organism in Eukaryota, Metazoa, Chordata, Actinopteri, Gonorynchiformes, Chanidae. Gene Ontology annotation, biological process: protein desumoylation; proteolysis. Gene Ontology annotation, cellular component: nucleus. Gene Ontology annotation, molecular function: deSUMOylase activity. The transcript has 10 exons. Bases 13 to 1623 code for a protein of 536 amino acids. The record is from RefSeq and is a predicted model, not a curated record.